This is a messenger RNA of Nematocida major, 2148 nucleotides long. RefSeq lists its product as uncharacterized. Lineage: Eukaryota; Fungi; Microsporidia. The transcript has a single exon. Bases 1 to 2148 code for a protein of 715 amino acids. The record is from RefSeq and is a predicted model, not a curated record.
AUGUACAUUUGCUUAAACAUAGGUAGGCUGAAAAAAAGGCUAUUAGAAGACACAGCAAACAUUAAAACAACGGACUCAGCAAGCCUAGUCCUAAAAGCACUUUCCUCCCGCAUAAAAACCUCCCUCGAAAACAUCCCAGAGGAAAAGCGUACUAAAAUUGAGGCAAUCGUAGACACUUUCCUGCAGGAAUUUCUAACCCGAAUAUUAGCUAAAAUAGCCAACAAUCACUGUAUAGUAAGUCCUGAGACACUGGACAUCCUCACGAAAGAAGCCAUAGCAGAAGUUCCCUCCGAACUCUUGCACGGAUUCCCCACCUUAAGCACGCUCGAAGGAUAUGACACUUUCAAGCAGAGAGUCGUAUACGAGAACUUCUUUAUGCACGCUCUCAAUAAAAAGAUCGAACUGUAUAAAUACUACAAGAAAGUCCAGCAGUAUAUCAUCGCCUGCAGCACUGCAAUGCUUCAGAGAAAAGAGAUGGAUACAGCCAGAAAGUGCAGCGUCGAGCCCCUCCUCUGCCAAGAUAGCAACAAAUUAAAACGCAUUACUGCGACGUUAAAUGACCUCCUGAAGGAAGAAGAAUUCAGGACUGCUUUAGGAAAGACUAUGAAGAAAGAAAAAAUGUGUACUGACGAAAGUAUUUUAAAUAUGGAAAAGUACACUUUAGAUCGGAUAGUUGAAAAAUUUAAAGCGUAUUUCUGCAGUGGGGAGUAUAGUCGGAGUCUAUGCUUUGGCCUGAAAAAACUAACGGAAAACAACGGAAAGUAUGCAUCCGGCCAGGCACACUUUAUACAGGGCUUUGAAGUGCAUAAUAAGGAUGUUUUUUCUGACGAUAAAAUAUCCGCAGAAGAAAAGGAGCGUAUAUACGGGGAAAUGUGCAUAGUUGGUUUUUAUGAGAGCGUAUCUGGGCUGAUUCGGGUUGUAAUAGACCGCGAAUUCGGGGAAUUUCUAACUCUAAUCGGGCUGUCUUCUGCCUGUGCGAUUAUAGAGACAUGUCAGGAGGUUGACUCCCACAUACAAACUUUGCAAGAACCUGAAAAGUCGGAAAUGGAAAGGUAUUUGAAGGAUUUGGAGGGGUUUCGCAAGCACAUUCAGGCUGUUCAUAACACAUUUUUUGCAAACCUAUACAGAAUUCACGACUUCUUCCAAAUGGUUGAUUCCCCGUCAAAUACUGUUAGCGGGUGGGGGAGAGAAACAUUUGCAUUUUUUAACGUUAAUUUUAAAAAAACAGUGGAUAGAUUUCCCAAUGUGGAAACAAAUUCAGGUUUUGGGAAGGCUUUCCAUGCCCUGAUGAGCCAUGCAGACGCAAAAAACAAAAGGGCCCGGCAGAUGCACAGAAACGCUAUGAAGGCAGAAGAAUGCCUUGCAAGAAUGAAUGAGCUUGAUGAAGGCACAUCCAGGGAGGACAGGGACCGCAGGGUGGAUGAAUACAAAAAGUUUGCAAGGGAAAAUCCAGUGCCUGGUUUUUCAGGUUCUAUCGAGGGUAUUCCGCCUGAAUCCCUGGAAUAUGGGGUUACUCCGCGCGAAAUCAAAGCCAUGCUUUCAGCUAUGAAGAUAUCCCUGGGUGUAUACACUGAGCAGCUAAAAGAUGGGUCCACAACAGAGUCUGAGAAAGUAGAGUUGAAAAAAAGUCUAUCGGAAACUGAAGAAAAGAUACGGGUUCUUGAAGAGAAACUGUUUUCAUUUGCGGAUUUGAGCGAGGAAGAAGCCCAAAGGGAGGACUGUCUCCGCUACGCGUAUCUGAUGAACUAUAAAAUCGAGUGUCUUAAGCAUAUAGACGUGCUUAAGAAGGAAGCUGAGGCUGAACUGGUCCCACUGGCUAAGGAAGUCAUGAGAGAGAUUGAAGAAAUCCCAAAUACCCCAAAAUUUAACAAAAAAGUGGAAAAAAUGCUUGAGACAAUUCUUAAAAAGGAGCCUCACCGUCUGCUGACUCCGGAGUUUAUCAUCAAAAACGAAUACUUUUUGAAGGAAUUGCCAGAAGUAAUGGCUCAGCUCAAUAAAGAGAUAGCCGAGGUUUUGAAGGAAACUCCGGGCGAAGAAGCGGGCGGAAAACAGAAGCACCAGCUUACGCUUCAAGCUUCAAUCUUCAUACUUUUUGCUAUCUUUGUGCUUCUGUCGGUGGGGCUGGUGUGCAAUUCGGAGGCUGCGUGA